Messenger RNA from Thamnophis sirtalis, 588 nucleotides. The record is from RefSeq and is a predicted model, not a curated record. NCBI's taxonomy places the organism in Eukaryota, Metazoa, Chordata, Lepidosauria, Squamata, Natricidae.
CGGAGUUCCCACGUGACCCGUAGGGGGUUGGGGGGAGAGGCGAGGAGGAGAAGGAAGCGACCGAGGAAGAGUGCCGGCGUUCCUGCCGCCGCCGCCGCCGCCGCCGUCGCCCUACGUCUCUCCCGGUCCCGGCCGGCGGCGCCGAAAGCGGACCGUGUGGGGAGGCGGAUCCAUCAUGGCGUCUAUGCAGGUGAGCAGCCUGCGGCAGACUGGAGUGGCGCGUCCCUUCGUCCCCAGAAGAGGCUACAGAAAGAACUGCUAGCUUUGCAGAAUGACCCGCCACCAGGAAUGACCUUGAAUGAAAAGAGUGUACAAAAUUCAAUUACGCAGUGGAUAGUAGACAUGGAAGGGGCUUCUGGAACAUUAUAUGAAGGGGAGAAAUUUCAACUGCUAUUUAAAUUCAGUAGUCGGUAUCCAUUUGAUUCUCCUCAGGUUGUGUUUACUGGUGAAAAUAUUCCUGUUCAUCCUCACGUUUAUAGCAAUGGACAUAUCUGUUUAUCUAUUCUAACAGAAGACUGGUCUCCAGCUCUUUCAGUGCAAUCAGUUUGUCUUAGCAUUAUCAGCAUGCUUUCAAGCUGCAAAGAAAAG